Calliphora vicina (urban bluebottle blowfly) is the source of this 2568-nucleotide messenger RNA. It is a transcript of the gene Ric, whose product is annotated as Ras-related protein interacting with calmodulin. Gene Ontology annotation, cellular component: plasma membrane. Lineage: Eukaryota; Metazoa; Arthropoda; Insecta; Diptera; Calliphoridae. Gene Ontology annotation, molecular function: GTP binding; GDP binding; GTPase activity. Gene Ontology annotation, biological process: Ras protein signal transduction. The transcript has 4 exons. The record is from RefSeq and is a predicted model, not a curated record. The coding region runs from base 564 to 1388 and encodes 274 amino acids.
AAAAUUAAUACCUACCAACCACACACAACAAAUCAAAUAAAAUCAAAUCAAUUCAAAUAAAAUUUAAUAAAAAUGUUCAACAAAAAACACGUGCCGUUUAAAAAAUUAAAUUAUAAUAGUGUUAAACGUUAAAAGUUUGUUUCUUUUUAGAUAACAAACAAAUCCAACCGAAAUAAUAAUAAUAAAAAAAUAUAUAUAUAAAAUAAAUAUCAACGAAAUACUUACGUCCCUCCCUCACCGUUCGCAGAAAAAAUAAAAAUACAAACAAAUAAAUAAAGUGUAUAAUAGCAACGCACGGUCGACGGUCAAUCGGUCGUUACGUAUUUGUAUUGUUGGUGAACGGGGAAUCCGAAAUCGUCAACUGUUCCAACUUGAAACACAAAUAAAUAAAUUUAGUUAAUAAUAAUAAAACGGUUCUAAAAUUCCUAUUCCCUAUUAGUUGUUGUAAUUGUUUAUGUUAACAACGCGUGUAGUUCAAGGUCAGUCAGUCAGUCUUCAUUGCAAUCGAGAGAGACAAUAAAAAAGCAGAGUAAAGAUUUUGUUGCGUCUCGCCUAUCCGCUAAAUGGCUGGUGAUAUGUCGUCGAUAGGGUGUGCUGCCCUUAAGAAAUCAUCCAAACUGAAGCUAGCCAACGAUAAGGAGAACAAUGCCAGCAUUAAUAAUGCGGGAGGAGGCAUUGGUGUUGGCUUUGGUGGACGCAAGGAGAACGGCCAUUUGGCCAUGAAACCACCAAAUGCUCCUCCCCAGAAUAUGCGUGGCGGUUUGCGUGUCUACAAAAUUGUUAUUUUGGGUGAUGGCGGUGUCGGCAAAUCGGCUGUUACGCUACAAUUUGUCAGCCACAAUUUUUUGGAUUAUCAUGACCCAACAAUCGAGGAUUCAUAUCAACAGCAAGCGGUUAUUGAUGGCGAAGCGGCAUUAUUGGACAUACUCGACACUGCAGGACAGGUUGAAUUUACGGCCAUGCGUGAUCAAUAUAUGCGCUGUGGUGAGGGUUUCAUUAUUUGUUAUUCGGUAAUUGAUCGUCACAGUUAUGAGGAGGCCUCCGAGUAUCGCAAAUUAAUACAAAGAGUGCGAUUGACAGAAGAUAUACCAGUGGUAUUAAUAGCCAAUAAAAGUGAUUUGGAGUCACUGAGAAAGGUUUCCACCGAGGAGGGUCGCAAUUUAGCCAAUCAAUUUGGUUGUCCAUUUUUUGAAACAUCUGCCGCAUUACGUUUGUACAUUGAUGAAGCGUUUUACGCUUUAGUACGUGAAAUACGACGCAAAGAGAAACAAAAAGCUUUGGGCAAUGGCACCAGCUCAGAAAAGUUACACUCAAGACGACGCAGUCGCUGGUGGCGUAUACGUUCUAUAUUUGCUUUAGUAUUUCGACGAAGACGUAAUUUAAACUAAAUUUGUUUUUUUUAGUUUUAAAUUGGUAUGAUUGAUUGGUUUUGCUUUCAUCUAUCUAUUUAACUGAAGAAUUAGUGAUGUUAACGAUUUAUAUUUAGGCAUAAUAUGAUCUAUAAAACGAUUGUUUAACCGAUCUGUUAUGAAUAAUGAUCGUUUAAUUGAUUGAUUGAUGAUCACUCCCUACUACUUAUUAGAAGUUUUGUUUAAACGAAAAAAUUAUUUAUUUGUUUAGUAAAUCUAAGUUAAAACGUUGCAUAACAUGAAUUUAUAAUUGUUGUAAAAGAAGGACAAAAUAGUAACGAAACAAAGAAGGAAAAUGUAAAAAUUUUUAACAGUUUUAAAUUGUUUUAAAUAACUUGUGGGUUUAACUGUUAGAUUUCUUGCAAUAACAUGGCUGUUGUGCUAGAAAAGUUUUGUAAAUUAAUUAAAAUCAACAUUCUUAAAGAAUGUUUCAAAUCUACUGCUAACUACAUAUUUCUAGUCAUAUUUUUCAAUCUAGUGCAACAUGUGGAGGAUGUGGAUUAGUUUACUCGUAGGUACAUUUUGUGAUGAUGCCUCAAAGUAUAACAUGAAAUUAUAUGUUCCAUAAAAAAAAAUAUUUUUUGUCUCAUAAAAUACAUUAAUACAAUACAUAUUUAUUAAAAUAGAGAGUAAUUAAAAACAUUAUUAACAAUGUUGAGUAGUUAAUAUUUUAAAAGCAAACAUUAAAAGAAGAAUGAAACAAUGAAAGAAAAUACAUAUACAAUGUAUAAACGCAAAUGCAAAGAAUUUAUUAAGAUUUCAUAUAUAUUACUGUAUAUUAAUGAAGAGAAGGAAGAAACAGAAUUCAGAAUCAAUGACUUGUGUAUUUCAGAACAGCCCAAAAAUAAAACUAGUUUAUAAGUUUCAUAACAAAUAUCGGCGUUAAUAUGAUGAUGAUAAUGAUAGAUGUAAUGUACUUGCAAAUACUGAAAAUUAAUUAAGUUACAAGGUCCAAAACAUACAUAAUUAUAAAUAAUGAUGAUACUAAUUUAAAAUAAUUACCAAAAAAAAAGAAAAGAAAUACAUCUGUUCUAAAUACAUAAAUACUUAUUAUAUUUUUGUUAUAAUUUAGUUAUUAGCUAUAAUUUGUUAAUUAUUUUAUAAUUAAAAAUAAACAAACAAGCAAAAAAUCAAGUUUCCUAAAACACAAAUUAUCUAA